This is a messenger RNA of Homo sapiens (human), 1636 nucleotides long. It is a transcript of the gene NIPSNAP3A, whose product is annotated as nipsnap homolog 3A. Gene Ontology annotation, cellular component: cytosol. The record is from RefSeq and is marked validated. Lineage: Eukaryota; Metazoa; Chordata; Mammalia; Primates; Hominidae. The coding region runs from base 111 to 854 and encodes 247 amino acids. The transcript has 6 exons. Gene Ontology annotation, biological process: mitophagy.
AGCCUGCGUCUGCCAAUGAUCCAGGAGCCGCUCCUUUCCACUCGGGAAACCUUCAGAGGAGUCUCAGAAAGGACACGGCUGGCUGCUUUUCUCAGCGCCGAAGCCGCGCCAUGCUCGUCCUCAGAAGCGCCCUGACUCGGGCGCUGGCCUCACGGACGCUGGCGCCUCAGAUGUGCUCAUCUUUUGCUACGGGACCCAGACAAUACGAUGGAAUAUUCUAUGAAUUUCGUUCUUAUUACCUUAAGCCCUCAAAGAUGAAUGAGUUCCUGGAAAAUUUUGAGAAAAACGCUCAUCUUCGGACAGCUCACUCUGAAUUGGUUGGAUACUGGAGUGUAGAAUUUGGAGGCAGAAUGAAUACAGUGUUUCAUAUUUGGAAGUAUGAUAAUUUUGCUCAUCGAACUGAAGUUCGGAAAGCCUUGGCCAAAGAUAAGGAAUGGCAAGAACAAUUCCUCAUUCCAAAUUUGGCUCUCAUUGAUAAACAAGAGAGUGAGAUUACUUAUCUGGUACCAUGGUGCAAAUUAGAAAAACCUCCAAAAGAAGGAGUCUAUGAACUGGCCACUUUUCAGAUGAAACCUGGUGGGCCAGCUCUGUGGGGUGAUGCAUUUAAAAGGGCAGUUCAUGCUCAUGUCAAUCUAGGCUACACAAAACUAGUUGGAGUGUUCCACACAGAGUACGGAGCACUCAACAGAGUUCAUGUUCUUUGGUGGAAUGAGAGUGCAGAUAGUCGUGCAGCUGGGAGACAUAAGUCCCAUGAGGAUCCCAGAGUUGUGGCAGCUGUUCGGGAAAGUGUCAACUACCUAGUAUCUCAGCAGAAUAUGCUUCUGAUUCCUACAUCGUUUUCACCACUGAAAUAGUUUUCUACUGAAAUACAAAACAUUUCAUUAACUGCUAUAGGAUCUGUCUGCUAAUGGUGCUUAAAUUCUCCCAAGAGGUUCUCACUUUUAUUUGAAGGAGGUGUUAAGUUAAUUUGCUAUGUUUCUUGCAUUAUGAAGGCUACAUCUGUGCUUUGUAAGUACCACUUCAAAAAAUAGUUCUGUUUACUUUCUGCAUGGUAUUUCAGUGUCUGUCAUACAUUAAAAAUACUUGUCACUGUUUUAAGAUCUUGACUCUUCAUUUGUUUCAGAAUAGCUCUUCUACUGUAUUCUGACAACUCUUUGCUUUAUAGCAUUUUGUUGUAUUCAAAUGAUAAUGGUAGCAUUUCCAUGCUUGUGACAGCAUUUUUAAGUUAUUAAUAUAUUUUAUCAACCUUUCCAUCAUGUCUGUUUUCCUGGUUUUUUUUGGUUGUUUUUUGACCAGUAAAAUUUAUUUUGUAAUACCAAAUAGGAUUUAAGAAAAUUAACGUAUUUCUUUACUAUGGAAAACCACAUUGUCAUUUGUGACAUCAUCUAUAUUAAAUAUGGUUUUCACAUUAGUUAUUUGUCACUUACUUGGAAAAUGAUGCUGUUAGGUCCUGGUAUUAAAAAUCUAGAAAAGACUUGUUGGUUUAUGUGCUGAAAUGUCUUUAUUUAUAAUUAAUUUUAACUACUAUUUACUUCAUUUCGGAUCCUGUUUAACAAAGAUACUUGAGACAUCCAUUUGUUUUAAUGAAAUCUGUAUGGAUAUGGAAAUGCUUGCCCUAAUAAAAGCCUACAUAUAC